Messenger RNA from Paramecium pentaurelia, 1648 nucleotides. NCBI's taxonomy places the organism in Eukaryota, Ciliophora, Oligohymenophorea, Peniculida, Parameciidae. The record is from the annotation of a GenBank genome assembly.
AUGAAUUUAGCAAUAUCAUCAAGUUCAGAAGAAGAAUCAUCUUAUAAUGCUAAAGAAUAAGACAGAAUAUUAAAGAAUUCAAAUAUUUUUAAAUAGAAAGCUGUCUCUCAUUUGAAUUGUUUAAAGCAUCCAAAUAAAAAAGUAUAAAGCCAUUACAAUUUUUAUUAAUAGGCUAAAUAUUAUGCCUAAAAUGAUAAUCGAACUUUAUUUUGUUCUAAAUGUGCCUUGAAUUUAGCCCUGAAAGGUCAUAAAAUUGAAGAAAGUGCUGUAGCAGAAUUAGAAUUACAAAGACAAAUGAGAAUUAAUUAAUUUUAAGAAAUGAUGAAACAAGCCUUAUUAGUUUGCAAUUCAAAAAUAAUAUGCUUAAAUAACCUUUAAAUUAGCCAAAAGUAACAGCUUGAAGAUUAAAAAACAAAUUGCAUAAAAUUUUUUGAAUAGGUAAUUGAAACAGCUCAAUAAUUAAAAUAAACAUAUAUACAAAAGUUUUAACAUGAUCACUCAAGCUUAGAAUAAAAUAUAUUAGAUUGCCAAUAAGCUGUGACAAAUUAUGAGAAAUAAUUAUAAUAAUAUUAAAUUGACAUUGAUAAAAAUCAUACAAAUAUUGUCAAAAAGAUGGAAAUGAAGCCUUUCGAAGAUAUUAUGCAAAGAUAUGAAAAGAGAGUAAGAAGUAUUUAACAAUUAUUAUCUGAAAUGAAAUUAGAGUCAGGUGUAAAAAUCAAUUAAUUUGAAUAAUCUUCCAUUUUAACCUUUAUGAAUAAAAUGUGCUACAAUAUUUUGUUGAAUGAUACAUCUUAAUCAAUUAAAUCUAGAAAUAACUCGAUCAAUUUUAACAAUCCUUCAAUCGAUAUGAAAGUAUUGGAUAUCUUAGAAAAUGAUGAUAUCUACUAAAGCACAUUCUCGAACACAAUUAAAGAUAGCAAUAGCUAAAAUCCUCCAUCUCCUAUAUCCAAAUUGCCAAUUUAUAAAAGUAAUGGAUCUAACCCAAUUUCUACAAUCUAAAAUUCAAGAAGAGAGAGUAACUCAAAUACUCCAGAAAGUUGGAAUCACACAAAUAUUCAGAAUUGUGAUCAAUAAUCAUAGAUAAACUAAUAGAUCAAUAGUCAUAAUGUAAGUUUGAAUGAGUAGCCAAUUGUGAUCAAUUAAUAAUAGUAAAUUUAAGAAAAGUUCAGUGUAAAAGAAAUAGUAAAAUUAGCUAAUGAGAAUGCAUAAAAUGUUGAACAACCUAAAAAUUUAGAAAUAACACCUUUGAUUCAUUAGAAAAGUUAAUCCAUCAUGCCACAAUCUAUUAAAAUUCAUAAUCAUUAAAAAAGUAAUAUAGCUUAUUAUCGUCUUAGAUCAAUAUGAUUUAAACACUAUCAACAAAUCUCAAGAUUCAAAAUAAAGAAAAAAGCAGCCAUCUGUAGAUCAAAUUGAACAAAAGAGAUUUUAUAUACUAAAUCAGAAUCAAUAAAAAUCAUAAUUAUCAUAAGAAGACACAUUGAAAGAUAGAAUUUUUAAAGAAUUAAGUGGCCAUUCAAGUGAAUCUGUUUACAACUAAGUUUUAAAAAUAAAUACUUUAUAAUAAAAAAUGAAAAAGGGAAAGGAGAAUACUCAGAUUGAUUGGACAGGUAGUUUAAGAAAUAAAUCAAAUAUAUUAGCGAAAAAAUGA